Molecule: messenger RNA, 1210 nt
Organism: Priapulus caudatus
Lineage: Eukaryota; Metazoa; Priapulida; Priapulimorpha; Priapulimorphida; Priapulidae
Product: sterol regulatory element-binding protein cleavage-activating protein-like
Exons: 4
Coding region: 62-1210 (382 amino acids)
Biological process (GO): SREBP signaling pathway
Cellular component (GO): endoplasmic reticulum membrane; Golgi membrane
Molecular function (GO): sterol binding
Source: RefSeq, a predicted model, not a curated record
GAUCGUUCAUCUGUAUUACAAGGAGCACGCCGGCGUUGUCGAGUACGUGAACCUUUUCGUCAUGUACGUCAUCCUCUUCCUCUACGUCUUCUUCUCCGUGCAGAAGAUCGAGAUGGUGAAGUCGAAGUGGGGGCUCGCCGUCGCCGCCGUCGUCAUGGUGGUCGCGUCGCCGCUCAUGGCGCUCUCCGUCUGCACGCGUUUCGGGCUCGCGCCGACCGUCAACAAGGGCGAGGUGUUCCCGUAUCUCAUCGUGAUCGUCGGUCUCGAGAACAUCCUCGUGCUAACGAGGAGCGUCGUGGCGACGCCCGUCGCGCUCGACGUGAGGCUGCGCAUCGCGCAGGGACUCGCGCGCGAAGGCUGGAGCAUCACGAAGAACCUGUGCGCGGAGCUGUUCAUCCUCGCCGUCGGCUUCUUCACGUUCGUUCCGGCGAUCCAGGAGUUCUGCGCGUUCGCGGUGAUCGGACUCGUCUCGGACUUCUUCCUGCAGCUGUUCUUCUUCGCGACGGUUCUCUCCAUCGACAUACGAAGGACGGGUCUUUACUACGGCGUCGAACAGAGUGCUGUUCCGUUGUCUCCCACGACGAUCGAGCUCAUCAUAACGCUACUGCUGGCGCUACCUAGUGUCUGUUUCAUCAUCUACAUCAUGGUGUUCCUAUACAGGUGCAUGUGCUCGCGCAACUACGACAAGUGGCGCGCCUCAUGGCAGCUGGGGCGCCGCGCGUCCUCCCUCCGCGCCGCCGGACAACUCCAGGAGGCAGCACCUGUCGCGCUGCGCGGACACCGGCAGGAGGUGGAGUGCAUCGCGGCAGAUGGCGCCACCGUCGCGAGCGCGUGCCUCGGCGGACAAGUGCGCGUCCUGGGGACUGGCACUCGGGAGACUGCCUCGUCACAAUCGAUCGGUGAGAGCGCGCGGCGCCCCCUGUCGGCUGCGAGAGUGGCCUGCACUUUCCAUUUGCUGACCAAUGGCUCGAAGGAAGUUGAAGGUGAUAUGGAGACCACCAAGCAGGACAACUACGUUGCUGUACUCUUCAGAAGCCCACACGAUCUCCUUUGCUUUGGCAUAGAGAGGCGGAUCGAAGCAAACGAUGGUAUGGCGCUGUCCAAGGUUUCUGCUGAGCAGGACAAAUCGGUUGAUGAUCGUUGUGAUGGUCCCAUAUUCAUUCGCAAUAGCAUUGAGGAUCGGUGCCAUUCCCACCGUCGUCAGUGGUAG